GCAGCAGUCGCGGCUCCAGCCGCCCGCCGACUCGCUCACUCGCUCCCGGUGCGCGCCGCCCGCUGCCUGGCUCUGGGCUGCCCGCAGCUCCGGCUCCUAGCCCGACGCUCCGGCGCGUCUCGGGCUCCCGACAACAGGACCCCGACUGGCUGGCUGAGCCCGGGGCGAACCGCGAAGCAGGGCCCAGGAUGGCACUCUUGGUGGCAGGGCUCGUUGUCUGCUCCCUCCUGCAAACCAUCUUCUCCCUGAACCCCGAGGACCCCAACGUGUGCAGCCACUGGGAAAGCUAUGCCGUGACCGUCCAGGAAUCAUAUGCACACCCCUUUGACCAGAUCUACUACACACGAUGCACAGACAUCCUCAACUGGUUCAAGUGCACCAGGCACCGGAUCAGUUAUAAGACGGCAUAUCGGCGUGGGCUCCGGACCAUGUACCGGCGGAGGUCCCAGUGCUGUCCUGGCUACUAUGAGAAUGGAGACUUCUGCAUACCCCUGUGUACAGAGGAGUGUGUGCAUGGCCGCUGUGUUUCCCCAGACACCUGCCACUGUGAGCCUGGCUGGGGAGGACCCGACUGCUCUAGCGGUCGGGGUGAGCCUUGGCUGCCUCUUCUGGAAGGGGGUGCAGAGGGGCUUCUUGCCAACCUGGAGGCCGCAGCUCACUCGUGGUUUUCUCACUACAUCGAGCAGGCUGUCAAGAACCGCCUGGGCCGCCUUCUGCCGGCAUCUGCUGCGCCCGUGGGCCUCCCCAGGAUCGUGGGCUCCGUGUCAGCGCACACGCCAGGAGCAGGGCAGAUCUCAGGCCCAGGCCCAUCUGAACAGGGUCAUGGGUCAGGCAAGGCCCUGGUAUGUGUGGCCCUGGACUGA
Molecule: messenger RNA, 863 nt
Organism: Phacochoerus africanus (Common warthog)
Lineage: Eukaryota; Metazoa; Chordata; Mammalia; Artiodactyla; Suidae
Product: multiple epidermal growth factor-like domains protein 11
Exons: 8
Coding region: 189-863 (224 amino acids)
Cellular component (GO): membrane
Molecular function (GO): protein binding
Source: RefSeq, a predicted model, not a curated record